UUUUACAUAUCUAAAACAUACUUAGGUGCUUUGGUAACCAUAAAUACUGACCACGUUACAAUAAAUAAAAUUUCAACAAUCUGUUUAGGUACAAUUUAAAAAUAACGUCUAGGAAAUUUUCUAUCCAACACGAGACAUCAUCAUGGUUUUCGCUUUCAUGGCACCCAUUCCUCCCAUUCCCCCCAUUCCUCCCAUGCCCAUCAUGCCUGCGCCCAUGCCUCCCAUGCCGAUCAUGCCUCCUCCCAUUCCGCCUCCCAUGCCUCCCAUGCCCAUCAAGGGCAUCAUCAUGGCCCCGCCGCCCAUCAUGCGCCCGGCGCCGAUCAUGCCCGCUCCCAUUCCAGCGCCUCCCAUCAUGGGCAUCAUCAUCUGGGCGCCGAUUAUGACAGCGUUGAUGGCAAGGACGACGACAGUCUGA
This is a messenger RNA of Zophobas morio, 415 nucleotides long. Its product is annotated as WAS/WASL-interacting protein family member 3-like. Bases 143 to 415 code for a protein of 90 amino acids. The record is from RefSeq and is a predicted model, not a curated record. Lineage: Eukaryota; Metazoa; Arthropoda; Insecta; Coleoptera; Tenebrionidae. The transcript has a single exon.